Molecule: messenger RNA, 858 nt
Organism: Fusarium keratoplasticum
Lineage: Eukaryota; Fungi; Ascomycota; Sordariomycetes; Hypocreales; Nectriaceae
Product: S-formylglutathione hydrolase
Exons: 3
Coding region: 1-858 (285 amino acids)
Biological process (GO): formaldehyde catabolic process
Cellular component (GO): cytosol
Molecular function (GO): S-formylglutathione hydrolase activity
Source: RefSeq, a predicted model, not a curated record
AUGGCCUUCACCACCAACGCAACCAUCACCAGCUUCGGUGGCCGCUUUCUCAAGCUCACUCACCAAUCCUCCGUCACGGGAACCCCCAUGAACGCGACCCUCUAUCUUCCCCCCUCAGCCUCAUCCUCCAAACCCGCUCCCCUCCUCAUCUACCUCUCGGGCCUCACCUGCUCCCCCGACAAUGUCACCGAGAAGGGCUUCCUGCACGCCCACGCCUCCAGCCUCGGCCUCGCUCUCCUCUACCCAGACACCUCUCCCCGAGGUCUUGACCUCCCCGGUGAGCACGACUCAUGGGACUUUGGCAGCGCCGCGGGCUUCUACAUCGAUGCCACCAAGGACCCCUGGAGCAAGAACUACAACAUGGAGUCGUACGUCUCCAAGGAGCUGCACGACCUCAUCUUCCAGGAGUUCAAGGAGCUCGACUCCUCUCGCGUGUCCAUCUCGGGCCACUCGAUGGGCGGCCACGGCGCCCUGACCCUCUUCCUCAAGAACCCGGGCAAGUACAAGAGCGUCAGCGCCUGGGCCCCCAUCUCCAACCCUUCCAAGUGCCCCUGGGGUGACAAGGCCUUCUCGGGCUACUUCGGCGACGACAAGGAGGAGUGGAAGAAGCACGACGCCACCGAGCUCGUCAAGAGCUGGAAGGGCCACUUCCCCGCUCUGAUUGACGUGGGUACUGCCGAUAACUUUUACAAGGCGGGCCAGCUUCUCCCCGAGAACCUCGAAAAGGCCGUCAAGGAGGCUGGCAUUGAGGGUCUCAACGUCCGCUACCGAGAUGGCUACGACCACUCGUACUUCUUCAUCUCCACCUUUGGCGAGGACCACGUCAAGCACGCCGCCAAGGCUCUCGGUCUUUUGUGA